CAUCAGCUGCCGCAACCGCCGCGCCCGGAGCCCCAACCACCAUGAGCGGCAGAGUCGGCGAUCUGAGCCCCAAGCAGAAGGAGGCACUGGCCAAGCAAGAAACUUCGACCUGCAGAAGUCUGAGGCCAUGCUCCGGAAGCACGUGGAGUUCCGAAAGCAAAAGGACAUCGACAACAUCACAAGCUGGCAGCCUCCAGAGGUGGUCCGGCAGUAUCUGUCAGGGGGCAUGUGUGGCUAUGACCUGGACGGCUGCCCCAUCUGGUACGAUGUCAUUGGACCUCUGGAUGCCAAGGGACUGCUCCUCUCAGCCACCAAACAGGACUUGCUCAAGACCAAGAUGCGGGACUGCGAGCGGCUACUGCAGGAGUGUGCCCGCCAGACUGAAAAGGUGGGGAAGAAGGUGGAGACCGUCACCCUGAUUUAUGACUGCGAGGGGCUUGGUCUCAAGCAUCUCUGGAAGCCUGCGGUGGAGGCCUAUGGGGAGUUUCUCUGCAUGUUCGAGGAAAACUACCCUGAAACGCUGAAGCGUCUUUUCAUUGUUAAAGCCCCCAAGCUGUUUCCUGUGGCCUAUAACCUCAUCAAACCCUUCCUGAGUGAGGACACGCGCAAGAAGAUCAUGGUCCUGGGGGCAAACUGGAAGGAGGUUUUACUGAAAUAUAUCAGCCCUGACCAGCUGCCUGUGGAGUAUGGGGGCACCAUGACUGAUCCUGAUGGAAACCCCAAGUGCAAAUCCAAGAUCAACUAUGGGGGUGACAUUCCCAAGAAGUAUUAUGUGCGAGAUCAGGUGAAACAGCAGUAUGAGCACAGUGUGCAGAUUUCUCGAGGAUCCUCCCACCAAGUGGAGUAUGAGAUCCUCUUCCCUGGCUGUGUCCUCAGGUGGCAGUUCAUGUCAGAUGGUUCCGACAUCGGUUUUGGGAUUUUCCUGAAGACCAAGAUGGGGGAGCGGCAGCGGGCAGGCGAGAUGACAGAGGUGCUUUCCAACCAGAGGUACAAUGCCCACCUGGUCCCUGAGGAUGGGACCCUCACCUGCACUGAUCCUGGCAUCUAUGUCCUGCGGUUCGACAACACCUACAGCUUCAUUCAUGCCAAGAAGGUCAGUUUCACUGUGGAGGUCCUGCUUCCAGACAAAGCCUCAGAAGAGAAGAUGAAACAGCUGGGGGCAGUCACCCCAAAGUAAUGCCUCUUCCCACAGCAGGUGUGGCUCCCGCAGUGUCUCCCUGUCAGUUUCUGUCCCCUGUAACAGUCAUUUUCCCAGUACCCAGAUGCCCAAAAAAGCCGGGCUACAAGAAAGACCUUGGGCUGGAUUUGGGGAGCUUUCAUUUCAGAAUUAGGAAGAGGGGGAGCAGCAGGAGAGGGUCUCCUUGCCUCUCAAAUUACUCAGGAGUCCCCAGGGGCUGGGCACCAUGAUAGGAUCUACCAUCCUAUAAGCUGUGCCAACUUCACCUGUCCAGUGAGAGCUGAGACAGGAAGGGAUGGGGUGGGGAAGAUGCGGGUGGCAGCAGGGCAGAAAUUAGAAAAGUGGGGAGAGAUGGAGACCUAACACUUCAGGGAACCCAGCUGUAGGGAACUUGCUCCCAAAUGAAAAUGUUAAGUCUAGAUCAUUAUGAGGAGUAGCAAGGUAGCAGGUUGCUAGAGUUAUGGUGGGGGUCAAAGUCUCUUCUAGACUUUCUGUCUCCAAGGCUGGGACCUUUUGGCUUUUCCCACCAGGUUUCAGGGAUGGCCUGAGUCAGUAUAGCUCUUCCCACUCAGGGGUAGACAGGGAGGCCACCUCAAGACUUCCACAACUCUUGGGACCC
Messenger RNA from Odobenus rosmarus divergens (Pacific walrus), 1796 nucleotides. RefSeq names its product SEC14-like 2 (S. cerevisiae) (gene SEC14L2). The coding region runs from base 128 to 1177 and encodes 349 amino acids. The transcript has 11 exons. Gene Ontology annotation, cellular component: cytoplasm. The record is from RefSeq and is a predicted model, not a curated record. Lineage: Eukaryota; Metazoa; Chordata; Mammalia; Carnivora; Odobenidae.